AUGCCAAAUCCAUUUUUACAAUGGAAUCCUUGGUUUUUACAAACGUCUAUACCAACGCAGAAUAAAUCCAUGACACCUGGAAUGUUUCAAGUACCGCAUGUUGAUUCUUCCAAACAGUGGAAUUCACCGAACAGUGUUGAUAGUGGCCAGAAAAGUGAAUGUUCGUCGACUGAUGGACCACACAUUGAUCCUGUUGGCAUGGAAAUUGGUGAAGCUUCUCCAGUUUCAUCGUCAUCGGAGAAACAUACAAGUCCUGAGGUGCCUCCAAUUGUUUUCACACCAAAAGCUGAACCGCUAUCUGCGCUAAAUCCAUUGAUUCUGCGUCAACAUAUGGAGCAGCAACGGUGCGUUAGCAACAGCGAUCGAUCAAAGGAACAAUUGUUGGAGAAACCACAGCAUCAGAAUUUUUCGUUCACCAAUCACAACGAUAGGGAUGAGGAUCAUAAAAUUUUAAACGAUAAUAUCAUUAAAGGUGGACCGCUAAUUCCGCGAGGAGUUGAUAACGGUAUCCGAUGCAAUCAGCUCUCCCAAAUGCAGUUUGUACAGCAUCUACUGAGCAAAAAACAAUUUGCACCAUCACUAGCAGCUCGAACACCAUCAAAUCUGUCAUCAGUUAUUGCUGAGAGAAAAAAAGCUGUACCGGAUGAUUGCUUAAAGAUGAUACGACGUAAAGGUAUAUCGAAAAAUACUAUAGAAAAUAUUAAAAUUCCAGUACCACAAGCAACCAAAUGCGACCCAAGUCUGUGCUUCUGUGUUUCAAAGCUAUCCCUAAUUGCUUCAUUUUCUUGCCUUUUUACCCCUCUUUAAAA
Molecule: messenger RNA, 809 nt
Organism: Enterobius vermicularis (human pinworm)
Lineage: Eukaryota; Metazoa; Nematoda; Chromadorea; Rhabditida; Oxyuridae
Source: the annotation of a GenBank genome assembly